Molecule: messenger RNA, 1538 nt
Organism: Aureobasidium musti
Lineage: Eukaryota; Fungi; Ascomycota; Dothideomycetes; Dothideales; Saccotheciaceae
Source: the annotation of a GenBank genome assembly
AAAUGCUGCGUACCAUUCAGACUAUCCGAUCACCAUGCCGACAAUCCAAGCUGCGGUUGUCAAACCAACUGCGCACAGCUGCAACAACUGCUAGCGGCAAGGCUGAGGGAACGAUUGCAGAUUCGUUUGCUUCUCUAUCUGGUCAGCAGUUUGAAGCACUGGAACCUCGCUUCGCCACUGUUAAAGAGAACCUCAUCCGAGGAAAUGAGCAAGCCGUCCAAGCAUCUUGGAACAGAUUGCUAUUAAGUUUGAAAGAUGAGGUUCAGGAGAUCAAGCGACUGGGCUCGUCGAUUGUACCGCAGAUAGACUUCAAGGAUAUCGACGCUUCUUCAGAGCACUUCAGCAGUGAGUACAGGAAACGUGGUGUUGCCGUCAUCAAAGGUGCAAUCCCCGAGGCCGAGGCAUUGCAGAUGAAGGAAGAUCUCAGGGAGUACAUCAAGGCAAAUCCUCAAACAAAAAGUAAGCAUCGCUUUCAACCAGUCAAAGACUUUGUACCCAAGCUGACAUACGACCUAAGGCUUCUCACANNACAGGUCUUUGAACUCUACUGGAGCAAAUCGCAAAUCCGAGCAAGAGGUCAUCCCAACCUGCUCAAAGCACAACAGUUUCUGCUCAGCUUCUGGCAUUCCAAAGACCCGAACGCAUUGUUUUCGGACACACCGAUAUCAUAUUGUGACAGACUGCGCAUGCGUGAGCCUGGUGAUGCAAAAUUUGCCCUCGGCAGAUGGGAAGAGACUGGUUACGGCAGAGGCAAAGUCUACCAGGACAUAUGGGAAGGUAACUGGGAGAAGUACGACCCCUGGGAGUCCAGCAGCCGCUUGCCAGUCGAGUCAGAUCUUUACCAAGGAGCCGGUGCUUGCAGUGCUUUCAGAGCAGUCCAAGGUUGGUUGAGCAUGUCUCACUGCAGUGCUUUCGAAGGCACUUUGCUUGUCAACCCGUUACUGCAGCUUGCGACCGCCUACUUCCUGCUCCGUCCUUUCUUCACUCCGCGAAACGGCGCCUCGUCCCAAGUGUCGGUGAAUGGAGCGUUCGAACAGGCGAACACCGAUGACUAUCUCUCUCCAGACAACUGGAAGCUCGAGGACAAACCAAGCUCGUGGCUGCAGGGAGCCAACCUUGGGCGUGGUCAGGAGCUCAACGCACUUCUUCACCCUCAUCUCCACUUACCUGAGACCAUGGUGCAUAUACCAAGAGUACAGCCGGGCGACUAUGUGGUCUGGCACUGCGACGGCAUACAUGCCGUUGACAAGAUCCACACCGGCAAGAGCGAUUCGAGCGUACUCUAUAUUCCUGCUUGUCCGCUCACGGAGCGCAACGCCGAAUACCUGGUUCGCCAAAGAGACUGCUUCUUGAGAGACUUCCCUGGAGGCGUUGGCGAAAGCCAGCACAUCGGGCGCGCGGUGCAAGAAGAUAUUUCGGCGGUGUCGGGGGUCAACGGUCUACGUGCCAUGGGCUUAGAGAGAUUCGACGAGGACGCCGGCCGCACCCCAGGAGAGAAGAAGGUCAUGGCAAGUGCGAAUCGCACUCUUGGUUUCAGC